Messenger RNA from Piliocolobus tephrosceles (Ugandan red Colobus), 5204 nucleotides. RefSeq names its product pleckstrin homology like domain family B member 1 (gene PHLDB1). Gene Ontology annotation, molecular function: protein binding. Gene Ontology annotation, cellular component: basal cortex. Gene Ontology annotation, biological process: regulation of microtubule cytoskeleton organization. The record is from RefSeq and is a predicted model, not a curated record. The coding region runs from base 28 to 3999 and encodes 1323 amino acids. The transcript has 21 exons. Lineage: Eukaryota; Metazoa; Chordata; Mammalia; Primates; Cercopithecidae.
CUGCCGGCGGCCCUUUCUCGAAGGCGGAUGUGCGCCUGGAGGGCGAAGGCGGCGGCCGAGAGGACCCCAGCUCAGCCUGGCGGGUCUCUGGCCACAGCCAUGCACCGCUCGGGCCGAGGCCGAGGCCGAGGCCGACCCUCAGGGACACAGGAGCUCUGGAGCCUUAGGACCAUGGAUGCUCUCAACAGGAACCAAAUAGGCCCUGGAUGCAAGACCCAGACCAUGGUGCAGAAAGGACCCUUGGACCUGAUCGAGACAGGCAAAGGGCUGAAAGUGCAAACGGACAAACCCCACCUGGUGAGCCUGGGCAGUGGGCGACUCAGCACAGCCAUCACCCUCCUGCCGCUGGAGGAAGGGAGGACGGUGAUUGGCUCUGCAGCCAGAGACAUCUCACUACAGGGCCCAGGCCUGGCUCCAGAGCACUGCUACAUCGAGAACCUGCGGGGCACCCUCACCCUCUACCCCUGUGGCAAUGCCUGCACUAUUGAUGGUCUCCCUGUCCGGCAGCCUACCCGGCUCACUCAGGGCUGCAUGUUGUGCCUGGGUCAGUCCACCUUCCUUCGCUUUAACCACCCGGCUGAAGCCAAGUGGAUGAAAAGCAUGAUUCCAGCAGGGGGCCGAGCCCCUGGGCCCCCCUACAGCCCUGUUCCUGCAGAAUCAGAAAGUCUGGUAAAUGGAAACCACACCCCACAGCCUGCAACACGGGGACCCUCGGCCUGUGCCAGCCACAGUUCCCUGGUGAGCUCUAUUGAGAAGGACCUGCAAGAGAUCAUGGACUCACUGGUGCUAGAGGAGCCUGGAGCUGCUGGCAAAAAACCUGCCACAACCUCUCCACUGUCGCCGAUGGCUAAUGGUGGGCGCUACCUGCUGUCUCCCCCAACCAGCCCUGGUGCCAUGUCUGUGGGCUCCAGCUAUGAGAACACCUCUCCAGCCUUCUCUCCACUCUCUUCACCAGCCAGCAGUGGAAGCUGUGCCAGUCACUCACCCAGUGGGCAAGAGCCAGGACCUUCUGUGCCCCCGCUGGUACCUGCCCGUUCCUCCAGCUACCAUCUGGCCCUGCAGCCCCCACAGUCCCGCCCAAGUGGUGCUCGCUCUGAGAGUCCUCGGCUGAGCAGGAAAGGGGGCCAUGAGAGGCCUCCCAGCCCUGGCCUCCGGGGUCUGCUAACAGACAGCCCUGCAGCUACUGUGUUGGCAGAGGCCCGGAGAGCCACUGAGAGCCCCCGGCUGGGUGGGCAGCUGCCUGUGGUGGCCAUCAGCCUGAGUGAAUACCCAGCUUCUGGUGCUCUCAGUCAACCCACCAGCAUUCCUGGCAGCCCUAAGUUCCAGCCUCCAGUCCCUGCUCCCCGAAACAAGAUUGGCACACUCCAGGACCGCCCUCCCAGCCCUUUCCGCGAGCCUCCAGGCAGUGAGCGGGUGCUAACAACUAGCCCCUCACGCCAACUGGUGGGCCGAACAUUUUCAGAUGGGUUAGCCACCCGUACCCUGCAGCCUCCUGAGAGUCCCCGCCUGGGCCGGCGGGGCCUGGACAGUAUGCGAGAACUACCCCCCUUAAGUCCAUCUCUGUCCCGGCGAGCCCUCUCCCCACUGCCCACCCGGACCACCCCAGAUCCCAAGCUAAGCAGGGAAGUGGCAGAGAGUCCUCGGCCCCGCCGCUGGGCAGCCCAUGGGGCUUCACCAGAGGACUUCUCCCUGACGCUAGGGUCACGGGGCCGUAGGACACGGAGCCCCUCACCCACACUGGGUGAGUCUCUGGCACCCCGCAAGGGCAGCUUCAGUGGCGGGCUGAGCCCAGCCUACAGUCUGGGCUCUCUUACUGGGGCUUCACCCUGCCAAAGUCCCUGUGUCCAGAGGAAGCUCUCCAGCGGGGACUUGCGGGUGCCUGUCACAAGGGAGCGGAAAAAUAGCAUCACAGAGAUCAGUGACAAUGAGGACGACCUCCUGGAGUACCACCGGCGACAGCGCCAAGAACGGCUCCGGGAGCAGGAGAUGGAGAGGCUGCAUGAAGAUGCACCUAGCACCAAGCUCCAGGGAGAGGUGCUAGCCCUGGAAGAGGAGCGGGCUCAGGUGCUGGGGCGCGUGGAGCAGCUCAAGGUCCGUGUGAAGGAGCUAGAGCAGCAGCUGCAGGAGUCAGCCCGAGAGGCCGAAAUGGAGCGGGCACUGCUGCAGGGAGAGAGGGAGGCAGAGCGGGCACUGCUGCAGAAGGAGCAGAAGGCAGUGGAUCAACUGCAGGAGAAGCUGGUGGCCUUGGAGACAGGCAUCCAGAAGGAGAGGGACAAGGAGGCAGAGGCCCUGGAGACUGAGACAAAGCUCUUUGAGGACUUGGAGUUCCAGCAGUUGGAGCGGGAGAGCCGCGUGGAGGAGGAGCGUGAGCUGGCCGGUCAGGGGCUGCUCCGGAGCAAGGCUGAGCUGCUCCGCAGCAUCGCCAAGAGGAAGGAGCGCCUGGCCGUCCUGGACAGUCAGGCUGGGCAGAUCCGGGCUCAGGCCGUACAAGAGUCAGAACGCCUGGCCCGGGACAAGAAUGCCUCCUUACAGCUGCUGCAAAAGGAGAAGGAGAAACUGACUGUGCUGGAAAGGAGAUACCACUCACUCACAGGGGGCAGGCCUUUCCCGAAGACCACAUCGACCCUCAAAGAGAUGGAGAAGCUGCUGCUCCCUGCUGUAGACUUAGAGCAGUGGUACCAGGAGCUGAUGGCCGGGCUGGGGACUGGCCCCACUGCAGCCUCCCCUCACUCUUCUCCCCCGCCUCUGCCCGCCAAAGCUUCCCGUCAGCUGCAGGUUUACCGUUCCAGGAUGGAUGGCGAGGCCACCAGCCCCCUUCCCCGGACCCGCAGCGGCCCCCUUCCCUCCUCCUCUGGCUCUUCCUCCUCCUCCUCCCAGCUCAGCGUGGCUACCCUGGGGCGUAGCCCCUCCCCAAAGAGCGCUCUACUCACCCAGAAUGGCACGGGCAGCCUUCCGCGCAACCUGGCAGCCACACUGCAGGACAUCGAGACCAAGCGCCAACUAGCUCUGCAACAGAAGGGACAACAGGUGAUUGAAGAGCAACGGCGGCGACUGGCUGAGCUGAAGCAGAAAGCGGCAGCUGAGGCACAGUGCCAGUGGGAUGCCCUGCACGGGGCAGCCCCCUUCCCAGCGGGCCCCUCGGGCUUCCCCACUCUCAUGCACCACUCUAUCCUACACCACCUGCCUGCGGGGCGGGAGCGUGGGGAGGAGGGUGAGCACGCCUACGAUACGCUGAGUCUGGAGAGCUCUGACAGCAUGGAGACCAGCAUCUCCACUGGGGGCAACUCGGCCUGCUCCCCUGACAACAUGUCCAGUGCGAGUGGUCUGGACAUGGGGAAGAUCGAGGAGAUGGAGAAGAUGCUGAAAGAGGCUCACGCAGAGAAGAACCGGCUCAUGGAGUCAAGGGAGCGGGAGAUGGAGCUGCGGCGGCAGGCCCUGGAGGAGGAGCGGCGGAGGCGUGAGCAGGUUGAACGGAGGCUACAGAGUGAGAGUGCCCGGAGGCAGCAGCUGGUGGAGAAGGAGGUCAAGAUGCGGGAGAAACAAUUUUCCCAGGCACGACCCCUGACCCGCUACCUGCCAAUCCGGAAGGAGGACUUUGACCUGAAGACACAUAUUGAGUCAUCAGGCCAUGGUGUUGAUACCUGCCUGCACGUGGUGCUCAGCAGCAAGGUCUGCCGUGGCUACUUGGUCAAGAUGGGCGGCAAGAUUAAAUCAUGGAAGAAGCGCUGGUUUGUCUUCGACCGGCUCAAGCGCACCCUUUCCUAUUAUGUGGACAAGCAUGAGACGAAGCUGAAGGGAGUCAUCUAUUUCCAGGCCAUUGAGGAAGUGUACUACGACCACCUGCGCAGUGCAGCCAAGAGCCCGAACCCAGCCCUCACCUUCUGCGUGAAGACCCAUGACCGGCUGUACUACAUGGUGGCCCCAUCUGCAGAGGCCAUGCGCAUCUGGAUGGAUGUCAUCGUCACAGGGGCUGAGGGCUACACUCAGUUCAUGAACUAACUGCCGUGGGCCUCCUGGCAGAGCACAACUGAGGCUUUUGUAUAAGAAGACUUUAAUAUUCUGUAAAGAGCUUGGUCCUGUGAGUUUCUGGGCUCUGGCCUCCUGAAGAACCAGCCAGAAGAAGAAAAGUGGAGGUGGCUUUGCUGCCUCCUGGGAACCCAGAACUUGCAGUAACCCUUUAGGGUCCUGCCCCGGGCCCAGCCAGGGCUGAGGAGCUGUCACAGAGAGGGCCUCAGCUCCGACCUGACACCUGCUCUCCCCAGCCUCUUUUCUCUUUUCUAAAAGACAAAUUAUGGUACCAUAAGCUGCCAAAGAUCCCCUCCUGCCUCAGACCCCUUUGCCAUGGGCUUUGGGGGCUGAACAGAACCACAUUCAGAGUGGGGUAAUAGCUCAGGCAGCCCACUUCCCACUUCUCAAACCCCACUCUGCCCCAUUGUUCUCCUUUCCCAUAUCCUUUGUGUCACCUUGCUCAAGGGCCAGAGAUCUCAAGUGUCAUCCUUGAGGUCCCAGGUCCAUCCCCUAGUUGCAGACCCAUCACCAUGGUUACCAUAGCAACUGCCUCAUUGCCAUGGUUACAUACUAAUUGCUGCAGCUCUGUGGCCCAGCCCACUGCUUCAGCUGUGGGCCAUCUGAGGGUACGUGCCAUCAUCUCUCCAGCCCAGGCCCCUGGGCAUCUCAUGCUGGGGGAAAGGGGCUGAACACCUGUUCCCUGCCCCAUGCCUGUGUCUUCAGCCCUUAUGCACAGCCUGCCAGCCCCCCAGUCCAGCCCUCUCCCUUCCACUGGUGCCUUGCUUAGAGCCAGAAGGGAUGAAGCCGGGGGAUCUAGGGAACAGAGGAGGAGUGAUACGGUUGGGAGGGGAAGCUAGAAAACUUAUGGUUGGAGUUCUGUACAGGGUCGAAUUUCCAACAGGGAAAGAGGAUUCCUCCGAUGCUCCUAGAGGGAAAGCCUGAGCAGGAGAUGAUGCAGCAGAGGGGAAGGGCCCUGUGGUGCCGCUGCCCUUCCUUCAGCCUCCGAAGGGUGAUGGAAAUGGAGAGUGGAGGACCAGGCCUCCAGCUGUCCGGCCUCGCCCUUCACGCCUUAACACAAAGCCCACCUCCCCUGCUCUCCUUCCCAGCAUUAAGCCCUUGGUUGCGUGGGCCCAGGCUGGGGGUUCUCAGUAUUUGUAAGCACUUCAGCAGAACAAUAAAGCCUUUGGACUACGGAA